AUGCAGGACAAGAACAGAAACAGGCUGGUCGAACUCCCACCAAACGACACUGGAUUCCAAGAAGCACAGCAAAUGCUCAUUAGUGGCUGGCCAAGAGGUGUUCGUCCACCACAAGUCGGACGCGUCUUCAAAAUAAUGCUCGGAGAAAACAGUCAACUCCUUCGCUCGCAAUACAAGAAUUCGGGUGACAGUUCUCGGCUCCCUAUAUGGUAUUCUGGUCAGAACAUCUGCGAGCUCGGCGGUCCGACCAAGCCCGUCGAAUUUUGCCAGUACAAGUCCUGCGGUAUCUGCAUUCCACUCAAAUCUGGCUUCAGUGCGUUUGAGUUUGGGCAAAAGUACCAAACUGGCCUCCACGGGAACGGAAUCUACACAACCAGAGAACCCGCGGUUGCGGACAAGCACGCAAUAUCAUCCACGGGCACGCCGUAUCGCGUCGUCAUUCUCGCUAGUCUUACAAUACCAUCAAAUGCGAGCAGAGAAUUUAUACUUGGGAACAACAACGAUGUGUUCUGCAAGAAUCCACUUGCCAUCACCCCAGACUACCUCAUCGCAUACAAUUACUGA
Molecule: messenger RNA, 564 nt
Organism: Serendipita indica DSM 11827
Lineage: Eukaryota; Fungi; Basidiomycota; Agaricomycetes; Sebacinales; Serendipitaceae
Source: the annotation of a GenBank genome assembly